Cicer arietinum (chickpea) is the source of this 2320-nucleotide messenger RNA. Its product is annotated as BTB/POZ and MATH domain-containing protein 4. The record is from RefSeq and is a predicted model, not a curated record. NCBI's taxonomy places the organism in Eukaryota, Viridiplantae, Streptophyta, Magnoliopsida, Fabales, Fabaceae. Gene Ontology annotation, biological process: protein ubiquitination. Gene Ontology annotation, molecular function: protein binding.
AGAUUAAUUCAUAAGAUAAAUUUUCCAUCACUUUCCGGCAAAAUCCACUUUCCCCGAGAAAAAUAAAACCUAAUAAAACACAUAGAUGCGUGGAAAUUGAAAUUGAACCAAACGAUAAUCGAAAGAAGAUGCACAGUAACAACAACUCAGAAGGUAGCAGAAAUAACAACAACAACACCACCACCACCAUGAGCAUUCUAUCUUCUCGAACAAGCUCACGUUCCGUAACAGAAACCGUAAACGGUUCACACAAGUUCGUGAUUAAGGGAUACUCACUCGCAAAGGGAAUGGGAGUUGGAAAACACAUAGCAAGCGAGACUUUCACCGUCGGCGGUUACCAAUGGGCAAUUUACUUUUACCCCGACGGUAAAAAUCCCGAAGACAACUCUGCUUAUGUUUCCGUUUUCAUUGCUCUUGCUUCUGAAGGUACCGAUGUCCGUGCUCUUUUUGAACUGACUUUGCUUGAUCAAAGUCCUAAUGGGAAACAUAAGGUUCAUAGUCACUUUGAUCGAUCUCUUGAAAGUGGUCCUUAUACUCUCAAGUAUAGAGGCAGCAUGUGGGGGUAUAAGCGGUUUUUCAAACGUGCUCAACUUGAGGCUUCGUCCUUCCUUAAGGACGACUGCUUGAAGAUAAACUGCACUGUUGGUGUUGUUGUGUCGUCCAUAGAUUGUUCUAAAUUGAACACCAUACAUGUUCCUGAAUCUGAUAUUGGAUCGCAUUUUGGCAUGCUGUUAGAGAAUGAGGAAGGAUCUGAUAUUAUUUUCUCUGUUGGUGGAGAAAGAUUUCAUGCACACAAGCUUGUUCUGGCUGCUCGGUCAACUGCAUUUGAAAAUGAGUUUUUCAAUAAGAUGGAGGAAGAUGACUGUGAUGUAGUUGUUACCGACAUGGAACCUAAGGUUUUCAAGGCUUUGCUUCACUUUAUUUAUAGAGACGCUCUUAUAGAAGAUGAAGAGCUCUUUAUGUCACGUUCAUCGUUCUUGCCUUCAAUAUCUGAAACAUUUGCCGCAAAAUUAUUAGCUGCUGCAGAAAAGUAUGAUUUGCCAAGACUUAAGCUGAUGUGUGAGUCUGUACUUUGCAAAGAUAUAUCUAUAGAUUCUGUUGCCUAUAUUCUGGCGCUUGCUGAUCGCUAUAAUGCUGCGGAGUUGAAGUCCAUCUGUCUACAAUUUUCUGCUGAAAACCUUGUUGCUGUGAUGCAGUCUGAUGGCUUUGAGUAUCUAAAGGAAAACUGUCCAUUGCUGCAAUCAGAACUGCUUAAGACAGUUGCAGGAUGCGAAGAGGAAUUUAGUGGAGAAGGAAAAUGCCGAAGUGUGUGGGCCCAAUUUUCCGAUGGUGUUGAGGAUAAUGACAGGAGUGUAAGACAGCAAACAUGGGAAAACGGAGUUGAAAGAGGUCAGAACUUAUGGGUUAACCUUUCUGAUGGCGUUAACAAUGAUAGGAGUCCAGGGCAAGAAGCUUGACAAAGUAAGGUCCCAUUCCUUGUUAGUUAGGCUCAAGUAUAGAUUAAACUCCAUUGCAGGGACAACAAUAACCCCCAGUUUGGAUAGCGAAGGAGGGAGGAAUGCAAAACAAUGUAAAGCAAGGCGGCUGAGAUACAGCCACCAUUGUAACAAGACCGUUAUUGUUUUUCUUUGAUUUAUUGGUUAUAAUAUGAUUACAAGGAUGGAGUGGUAACAAUAAGUAAUGACAUUGAUCAUUUUAUGGAAGCUUGUCUGUUACAUUAUCAUGAAGAACUGGUCUUGCUUUGCUUGACGGUUGCAUUUCAUAAAGAAAAUUUGUUUUUAGACUGUAGACAUUUAUUGAGCCGUGCAGUUUUAUAUGAAACUAGUCCAGUUUCUUCCAAGCCCCGCUUCAAUUCAGACUUGAUGAGAUCCAUAAACCGUUGGAUGCAGGGAUCCAUUGGGACAACUUGAUGGGUUUGUGGUACCCUACCAGCUUGCAGUUCUUCCCUUAGCAUUUUCCUUUUAUUUCUGUUAACAUUGUAUCUGUUUUCAUUUCUAUUUUCUUUUUGGAGGGGCGAGUGGAUGGUCUAUACUGAACCAAAAGGCAGUAUGGGAAAAGCCAGGAAAGGUAGCCCGUUCAUUUUGUAACGUUAGUCAUGUAUCUCUUAAUCAUUUUCUAGCUUGGUGAUUUAAAGAUGUGAUAUUGUGCAAUAUUUGUGGAUGUAAAAAUUUAGGAUAAUGCAUUGCUAUAUUGUCUUCUAAUACAUGUUCCUGUAUCGAGGGCUUGAAUUUUACUGUGAUGUUGAUGUAAUACUGUGUUAUGGUACUGUAGGUUGAACUAUGCUGUCUAUAGAUAAAGCCUGUGUUGAAUUUGGAAUUUA